CGUUAGCCUCUAAGUGACCCCGACACGGGACGACGCCCGGUCUGUAUCUGCAAGGACCUCAGCCAGCAAGGCCCUCGGGGGCCCCGCCGCCAUCUUGGUUGAGGGCGUCUCCGCCAUCUUGCUUCCGGGCAACGCCGCCAUCUUGGUUGCAGGCGGCGGGGCGGGGCCGUGAGGCGUUGCGGGGCCGGCGCACGAUCCGUGCUUCUUCCCUCCUCGCCGUUCUGGCGGUCGCUCGGGUGCCCUGUGGCUGUAGUGGGGCCCUUCAGGAAGGGCAGGGGUUGGGGAUGCAGCCGGGGUCGCUGGGCUGAGCCCGCAGGUGGGAGCGGAGAUGGAGGCCCCGGAGCUGUUUGCUACAGCCGUGCCCGAGGAGCAGCUGGAGGGCGGCUGGGACCGGGCCCUGCGGAGGCUGUUCGGGCCCAGCCAGUGCCUGCGCAGCGUGGAGCGCCCCAGGGGCGUGGGAUCCCUUCCCGCCAUUGUGCAGGGCAGGAUGCAGGAGCACUGGCAGAAAGGACGGGGCUUCUCCUCUUGUGGCCAGUGGGAAGAAGCCAUCAUCUGCUAUACAAAAGCCAUCAACCUGGAUCCACAGCGGGCAGAGCUGUAUGAGCAGCGGGCAGAGGCUUUCCUCCAGCUUUGUGACUUCCAGUCAGCCAAGUUGAACUUAAUGAAGGUGCUUGCAUUGGCACCUGCACAAGAACAGCACUGCCUGGCUCGUCUGGCUCUUGUCCUUGACCUGCAGGGCCAGAGUCUGCUGGACCAGGAGCUCUACAGUGAGGCCCUGAAGGCCUUCAUACAGGCAGCUGAGCUGCAGCCUCACUGCAGGGUGUUCUACCAGAGGAGCAUCGUGUGCCUUGCUGCCCUUGGCGAGUUCCCAGAGUUCCUCCGGAUGCUUAACAGAGAACUGGAGGAGGAUGUGAGGAACCCUGAUAUGUAUGUGCUCCGUGCCUUCUUCUACAAGCGGUUUGGGCAGCUGGCCCUGUGCCACCAGGACAUCCAACGGGCCCUGAAGCUGGAACCGCAGCACAGAGCUGCCCAGGCUUUGUGGCAGAGGCUGCUGAGACAAGGCCAGGAGGCCAAAGCCCAGGCAGUGUUGAAGGCCCUGUGUGGAGACCUGCGUGGGGCCCUGGAUGAGAUCAGCUUUGCUAUUGAGAGUGACCCGUUGGCUGCUGAAUUCUUCACCCUCAGGGGGACUCUCCUCCGACAGCUCAAGAACUUCAGUGCAGCCAGCAAGGACUUGGUCAGGGCGAGGGAGCUGAGCACAGUGGGGAGCCCAGAGGCCCGGGAGGCUCAGCGGCAGCUGGUGCUCACCUACAAUGAUUGUGCUGUGCACUGCUAUGCUCUGGGCCAACUUGAUGAGGCUGUAAAGCUCCUUGGUGAAGCAUUGCAAAAUGAAAGGACAGAGCAGGGACUCUACACCAACAGAGGAGACUGCUUCUUUCGCCUGGGGGAGCUGACCUACGCCAUGGCGGAUUACCAGCAGGCGCUGGAGCUGAGUCCAGGGAACCGUGCUGUGCAGGGCCGCGUUGCGGCUGUGUUGCAUGAGAAAGGCUGGCAGGACGUGGCAGCCAGGCGGUUCCUGCAGGCAGAAGCUUGCUUUUCUAUGGCCAUUGAACACGACCCCCAAGAAGCACUGCACUACCUGUGCCGUGCCGUGGCCAAGCGGUGCCUAGGGAAGGUGGAGAGCUCAAAGGAGGAUGUUGCACUCAGCCUGUGCCUCAGCGCCAAGGAUAGCAAGGGCAGAAGCCCUUCUGCAGCUGACUGCGGGCAAGGGGAGAGUAUCCCCUCACUGCUGCCUCCAAGCAUUGCACUGUCAUAGCAGCACGGUUCAACAGAUCUGGGAUUUCUUUACAAAAUAAAACCAAACAGGUUCCCUGUCAGAGCAGGUCCUGGUGGGGCCGUCAGGUGUUUGGCUGCAGCAGGGGAAACCUGUGGUGCAGAGCUCUUUGCAGGCAAGUUUUUCUGUGAGUGCUGAUAUGUCAGGAGGAUGUUCAGGUCUUGCCUUGUUGCCACUGCAGAUCCUUUCCCUUGCACGCCGCCUCUUCCCAAGGAGGACUGUCCAGGCUAUCCUGAGGAGCCUUGGCCAACAGACCUCGGAUAAAACACUUCAGAGUCCUCCAAGACUUCCAUCUGAUG
Messenger RNA from Tympanuchus pallidicinctus (lesser prairie-chicken), 2130 nucleotides. It is a transcript of the gene TTC16, whose product is annotated as tetratricopeptide repeat domain 16. Lineage: Eukaryota; Metazoa; Chordata; Aves; Galliformes; Phasianidae. The transcript has 10 exons. The record is from RefSeq and is a predicted model, not a curated record. Gene Ontology annotation, molecular function: protein binding. The coding region runs from base 329 to 1813 and encodes 494 amino acids.